Molecule: messenger RNA, 1320 nt
Organism: Symbiodinium sp. CCMP2456
Lineage: Eukaryota; Dinophyceae; Suessiales; Symbiodiniaceae
Source: the annotation of a GenBank genome assembly
GAUUCCGUCUUCGAAGUGAAGGCCACAGCCGGCGAUCCUCAUUUGGGUGGCGAGGAUUUCGAUAACCGGAUCCUCAGCCACUGCAUUGCGGACUUCCGAAGGAAGUUUGGAGCUGACCCGACGCGCAACCAACGCGCACUCCGUCGGCUGCGCACGCAGUGCGAGAGGGCGAAGAGGCAGCUGUCAACACAGACGUCCGUGACCAUCGAGGUAGACUCCCUGCACGAUGGCAACGACUUCAGCCUUCGACUCUCCCGCGCCAAGUUCGAAGAGCUUUGUUUGGAUUACUUCAAGAAGGCGAUGGAGCCUGUGGAGCAGUGCCUCAAGGACAGCAACCUACCACAGAAGGCGAUCUCGGACAUCGUCAUGGUGGGAGGCUCUACGCGCAUCCCAAAAGUACAAGAGCUCAUCAAAGGACACUUUGGUGGAAAGGAGCUCUGCAAGAGCAUCAACCCGGAUGAGGCCGUGGCUUAUGGGGCAGCAGUGCAAGCGGCCAUUGUCUCCGGCCAGGGGCACGAGGAUGUGCAGAACAUGCUCUUACUGGACGUGGCCCCUUUAUCUCUUGGCAUCGAAACGGCAGGAGGCAUGAUGCAGGUGCUGAUCGAGAGGAACAGCACGGUGCCCACGAGCAAAAGCCAAGACUUCACAACCUUCGAGGAUUAUCAGGACCAUGUUGACAUCUCCGUCUACGAAGGAGAACGUGCCAUGGUCAAGGACAACAACUUUCUGGGAAAAUUCACCCUGAAGGACAUCCCGAAGUCCUUGCGUGGAGUCCCGAAGAUCCAGGUAACCUUCACCAUUGAUACCAACGGCAUUCUCCAGGUCAGUGCCGAGGAUGCGAAGUCCCACAAGAAGAGCGAGAUCCAGAUCGCGAACGAAAAGGGCCGUCUCACUCAGAAUGACAUCCAGAGGAUGCUCGUAGAGGCUGAGCAGCACAAAGGCGAGGAUGAGAUUUCUCGUAGCGACCUCUUGGCAAAGGAGGAGUUGAAGGUCUACAUGCAACGCUUCGAGAAGGGCUUCCAGGACCUGGAUGAGUCCAAGCUGCUUCCGAAAGAUCGUGAGCGGCUUGAAGGCAAGCUCACGGACGCGCAGAAGUGGCUGGAGACAGAGGGGCUCAAGGCCGGCAAGCCGGAGUUUGAGGCGAAGCAGAAGGAGCUCCAGGCGGCGAUCAACACCGUCAUGCUGCGGAUCAACAGGGCCCAGGCUGAAUUCUGGGACCAACAGGUUGUGCAGCAUGAGGGUGAGAAGAGCAUUGCCGACGGGGGCUUCAUCCUCCAGUGCGGCGUGGACAUCCGUGACCUGAUUGAGGAUCCUCAGUGA